Molecule: messenger RNA, 435 nt
Organism: Dovyalis caffra
Lineage: Eukaryota; Viridiplantae; Streptophyta; Magnoliopsida; Malpighiales; Salicaceae
Source: the annotation of a GenBank genome assembly
AUGAUGGAAGAUUUGAUUGACUUCUUUGUCAUUGAAAAACUCAACCCUGAUGGCAAGAAGUAUGACAAAGUUUCUCGCAUUGUAGCACGCAGCGAGAAGGAAGAUUUGUAUAUGCUGCUUGAUGUGCACACAGAGAUUUAUCCUAUUGAAGAAAAAUCAAGGUAUUUGGUCCUCUUAACCGAAACAUUGAACACUGACGGCACUCUGGUUAGUCCUCAUAAUGCCCAGGGUAGUAAACCAUCCAAAGAAGACAAGUUUGAGUAUGUGACACAUGGGAAACUUUACAAAAUUGAUAAGGAAGGUUCAGGAGCUGAUUUCAAGUUGGAGAUCUACAUUUCAUUCGGUGGACUUCAACUGUUGCUGAGGGGGGAUCCUAGCUCGCUUACUAGGUUUCAGCUCGAUAAAAACUAUUUUAUGUUGAUGAGGAAGAUGUAG